UCCUAAGAAUUUUAAAGUUUUCUCGAAUGUACCCGAAAUAUUUACAGAAAACUAUGACUUACAUUUAAACAAGACGUAUUUUGGUGAUACGCCUCCGAUAUUUCCUUCCAACGUGUUCAUUGCUCUGCUUGAAGACAAUGAUAAUCGUACAAAGAGUGAAAUAUCUAAGAGAGACACCAUUUGGCACAUGUCGCAAAAGAAGAUGCUACAAUAUGCAACGAAUAUAAUUGCAGCUGCCGAUUAUUACUUGACAUUCUUUAUGGGAUUAAUCGGUGUAUUGCCUAGGAGGAAUCACAUAGUGUUCCCCAAUAAUACAAUAAAUUCAAUGGGAUGUUUUGGUCUUAUAAUAUAUAGCGAAAAAGAUGUUCUAUAUGAUAAAGAUAUCGAUUUCCCUGGCCGCAAGGCUCAUAUCGGUGAGGUCAUUUCACACCAAAUGGCACGUCAGCUGUUUACAGCAGUGGUUACUCAGUCUCGAUGGGCCGACCUGUGGAUAGGCGAAUCACUAUCGAAGCUUUACAGUCAUUAUAUCAUGAACCAGAUUUUCAUCGGUUCACAAUUAACAGAUCUCUAUGCAAUCCAAAUUCUUCAGUCAACAUUUCAGUAUGAAACUAACUGUCAGAUGAUAGCUCUUUCCGAAUAUAAUGCACGAAUUGCGGAUGAGAUCGAUGUCUCCCUCUGUUCUCGUUGGUAUUAUAAUAAAGGUUUUGCUCUUUUACGCAUGAUAGAGCGUAUGACCACAUGGAAUAAAUUUCAAUUAGCUGUCACAGAAUAUUUUGACAAAUUUAAGUUUCGUUCUGCCACUCCUUCUAAUCUUUGGAUCACCUUACAACGUAGACUUGACAGUACGAAUCAAAUGGUUGGAAUUAAUGAAAUUAUGGAUACGUGGUUAAGUCAGAGCACGAUGUAAGUUACAUAGCCUGGUAUCCCCUGUUUAAUAUUCUAUCGUUUAUGUGGCCUAUUUGGAAUAAUCCGGCUACGGGAAUGAAACAUAUCAAGGAAGAAGUGCGUCAAAUACUGGAUGGCUUACUUCAAAAUUUGGAAUACGAAGAAAAAAAUUAUGAGAACAAUAUGUAUAAAACACUGAGAUUAUUAGGAACAAGAUGGGCUUGCAAAUUAGGGCAUAGAAAGUGUCAAAUGACUGCUACGACAAAAUUGUCUGGCUAUUUACUCGAUCCUGAUAAAAACAAAUUUUCACCAUGGUGGAAGGAUUGGGUAUAUUGUGCCGGUAUGAGUUUGGCCAACGAAGCUAUAUCGCAGAUGUUGUUUGAAAAAUACAAAAAUACCACGGAUAUAGAUAUUUUGAAAUACUUGUUUUGCUCGGAUAAUGCACAAAUUAUUAUAAAGUAUAUGGAGGAAGUGUUUCUCGAACUUGGAAAUGUACUAUCGCAUAACAAUUUAAAUGAACUUUAUCGAAUUGUUAUAAAGAAACACAUAAGGAAAAAUGACGUGCUGAAAUACUUCAUACAGCAUUAUUCGAGAAUAAU
Messenger RNA from Harpegnathos saltator (Jerdon's jumping ant), 1484 nucleotides. Its product is annotated as glutamyl aminopeptidase-like. The transcript is spliced from 7 exons. Lineage: Eukaryota; Metazoa; Arthropoda; Insecta; Hymenoptera; Formicidae. Gene Ontology annotation, molecular function: peptide binding; zinc ion binding; metalloaminopeptidase activity. Gene Ontology annotation, biological process: peptide catabolic process; proteolysis. The record is from RefSeq and is a predicted model, not a curated record. Gene Ontology annotation, cellular component: cytoplasm; membrane. Bases 188 to 907 code for a protein of 239 amino acids.